Molecule: messenger RNA, 1456 nt
Organism: Xenia sp. Carnegie-2017
Lineage: Eukaryota; Metazoa; Cnidaria; Anthozoa; Malacalcyonacea; Xeniidae
Product: choline kinase alpha-like
Exons: 8
Coding region: 313-1257 (314 amino acids)
Biological process (GO): phosphatidylethanolamine biosynthetic process; CDP-choline pathway
Cellular component (GO): cytoplasm
Molecular function (GO): ethanolamine kinase activity; choline kinase activity
Source: RefSeq, a predicted model, not a curated record
GUAUCACAUGGCUAAAGCUUUGUUUACGUUGAAUCAUGUCAUUUGUUGCAUGUACUUUGUGCAAAGUUCUUGCAAUUUUACACCUCAUUUUACCAAACGACCUCAUGAUCGACCUUCAACGACCGUAGAAUCAGUGAUUGUUGUCAUUUCCUGAGUAAAUUCGACUCAUUUCUCAAGCCAUCACUAAAAUGACUGCGUUGUUGCUUGGCUGGUUUCGACCAUGCUUCGCUUCAAAGCUCUGCGUAGUUUGAAAAAUUGUUUUCUUUCUGGAAAAAUGGUUGACGCUAAGAUCAAAGAUUUCGGCUAUAAUUUAUGUCGAAAAUAUCUCGGUGGGAAUGGAAGAAAAUCAGUCCACAACAUUUUGAAAUUGAACGAAUUCAUGGUGGAUUAACGAAUCAUUUGUUUCUGUGCUCUCUGCCACAUGAAUAUGCAAAUUCAAAUCCUGAUGGUGUGAACAAAGCACUGCUUCGGCUAUAUGGUGCAUUCUAUGCAGAUUGGUCUGACAACAAUGUUCGCAUGAUGGAGGAAUGCAUCAUUUGUGGCCUUUUAGCUGAAAAAAAGAUGGCACCAGAGUUGUAUGGUAUAUUUCCUGAAGGAAGACUUGAACAGUUUAUUCCUAAUGUUCGAGCAUUGACUAGUCAGGAAGUCCAGUAUCCUCGUUUAUCACAACAAAUAGCUGAGCAUGUAGCUGCGUUUCAUAAGCUAAAACUUCCUCUCUCAAAGGAAGGAACUUGGUUUUUGCAUUGUUUACCAAAAUUUGUGAAGGAAAUUGAAGGUCUUAAAUUUUCCAAUGUUGAUAAAUUAAAGAUCUUGGAUGAAAUUUUUCAUAAAUUUGACAUUGAUGAAAUUCUCAAAUUUAUCAGAGGAUACGAUAUUGGUAAUCAUUUCAGUGAAUGGAUAUUUGAUUAUAACCAUCCACAUUAUCCCUUUUUUACCGGAGACGUCACAAAAUAUCCUUCUUAUGAUCAAAAGGUAUUUUUUGUCCGUGCGUAUUUACAAGCUUACAAUGAAACGACUGACGUCACGUUAGACGAGAUUGAAAAAGUUAUCGACGAAGGUGACAGAUUGUCUCUUCUUUCUCAUUUCUUUUGGGCAAUGUUUUCAAUUCUUCAAAGUUAUAAAUCCUCGAUCAAUUUUGGUUAUCUCGAAUACGCACUUUUUCGAAUGGAAUGCUUAAAUCAUUUCAGGCAUUUUUCCGAGGAGAAACCUGGAGACAAGUUGCGUCAUGAUAAUGGUAAAAUCCAUUGUGAUGUUUAGGGUGAAUUUUGAGCCCGUCACAAGUUGCGGAUGAUCGAGAAAUUAAUUUUUUGGUGAUUAGAGAGAAUAUCAUUCAGAUGUAGCAUGUAUGUAAAUUAUCUCCACCAACACAAUUGUUUGUUUGGGUCUUCAUUCAAAGUCUUCUUGAAUAACUGGGUUUGUUUUCAAUUUAAAAAUUACAAACAGUAAUGGGCUUAAA